This is a messenger RNA of Lycium ferocissimum, 1446 nucleotides long. RefSeq lists its product as uncharacterized. The coding region runs from base 1 to 1446 and encodes 481 amino acids. Lineage: Eukaryota; Viridiplantae; Streptophyta; Magnoliopsida; Solanales; Solanaceae. The transcript has 7 exons. The record is from RefSeq and is a predicted model, not a curated record.
AUGGAACCUUUUCAAGAUCCUAUUGCCAUUGAAGAGUAUAGAAGGAAAUUAGGCUUUCAGAAUUGCAAGAUCUUUGGUGUCGUAGUUUAUGCCAAAUGUGAUAGAGAUGAGAGGGAAGAGUUGUGGGAAGCUAUGGUGGAGUUAGCAACUCAAAGAAGACCUUCCUGGAUAAUAGGAGGGGACUUUAAUGUCAUAGUGUUUGAUGAGCGAGAAAGCAAGGAUUCACUGGAAGCAAAUUCACCUGGUGGAAUGGGAGGACUGAAGAGGAGUGCAUAUUCAAAAGUGACUCAUCUGAUUAGACAUGGUUCUGAUCAUGCACCACUACAUCUUGAGUGUAAUAGCAAUGCACAUCAUAUUGUCAAGUCUUUUAAGUUUCUCAACUUCUGGACAAAGCAUCAUACAUUUAUGGAGGUGGUAAAGGAGAAUCGGGAUCGUCGACUUCGUGGAAAUCCAUUUUAUGUAUUUCAUCACAAGUUGAAGAAACUUAAAAGAGCACUGGUUCAAUGGAGCAGGAACACUUAUGGGAAUAUCUUUCAGCAGAUUGCCACUAUUGAAGAUACUAUAAAGGUGAAGGAGUUGCAGUUUGAAAAUAAUGCAUCAAGGGAGAAUAGAAUGCAGUUACAUCAAGCACAAGCUGAACUAACCAGAUUUUUACACUUGGAGGAGGAGUAUUGGAAGCAGAAAGCUGGUAUGAAAUGGUUCAAUGAUGGAGACAGAAAUACAAACUUCUUCCAUUCAUAUAAGUGCUGGGAGGUUAUCAAGUUGGAUGUGCUUCAAAUGGUUAGAGCUUUCUUUUGUGGAUCUGAGAUACCACAAUUCAUCACACAUACUAACUUGGUUUUAUUGCCAAAGAAGGAGACAGCAUUUGUGAAAGGAAGGAGCAUUGCAGAAAAUAUAUUACUGGCACAGGAGAUCAUCAGAGAUAUUAAUUUGAGAGCUAAACUUACUAAUGUGGUGAUAAAAUUAGACAUGGCAAAGGCAUAUGAUAGGCUUUCCUGGAUUUUUUUUACUAAAGUAUUAAGACAGUUUGGAUUUGGAGAGGUUCUCAUUGAUAUGAAAAUGAUGAAGAGGUUGAGGAAGUAUGAGAAGGCUUCAGGACAACUGGUCAAUACUGAUAAAAGUUGUUACUAUGUUCAUCACAAGGUAUUUGCUAGAGUUAAUAUCAAGAUUAAAAGACAUACUAAUAUGAGAAAUGGAUCCUUUCCUUGCACAUAUUUAGGAUAUCCAGUGUUUUAUGGAAGAAGGAAACAGAUAUAUUAUGAGGAUUUGAUCAAAAAAGUGAUGAAAAGGAUUCUGUCUUGGCAAAACAGACUGUUAUCUUUUGGAGGUAGAUAUGUGCUGGUUAAUCAUGUGUUGCAAACCAUGCCAGUAUAUUUACUGUCAGCCAUGAAUCCUCCUUCUGGGGUGAUAAAGCAACUUCAUAGGAUAUUUGCCAAAUUCUUUUAG